AUGGAAGAUGUUAGAGAUAAACUAAAACCAAUUCGUAUACAUAUUGAUUAUUCUCUUACAUCAAAGUUCGAUGCAAAUAUUGUUCCACCAAUACUCGAUCCUGCAAAUUCCUCAUAUGACUAUAACAUUCCAAUACAAAAAGAUUGUGGUUCAGAUGAUAUAUGUAUACCUAAUCUUCAAAUAUCAACAUCAAAGUGGCCAGAUGAUUAUAAAGUUGGCUUGACAAAAAAGAUUCUUCUUGAUAUCAAUGUAAUUAAUACAGGAGAAAAUGCAUACGAUACUCGAUGUUUUAUACAAUUACCAACCGGAGUUGAAUAUGUUAGUUCAAAUUCAAGUUCAAUUAUGAAUCUCUAUUGUAAUUUAAUGAAACCAUCUGAUCGUAUCAUUGUUUGCCAACUUGGUAAUCCACUUUUGGCUAAUGGAAAUAUAUCAUUACAAAUUCAUACAGCUGUUAAAAAUUAUUCAGCCAUAGAAUCCGAUCCACUUUUAUUUUUCAUUAAUGUUACAAGUGAUAAUCCAAAUUCAACAAAAUUAACAACAGAAAUUGUAAUACCAAUAUCCAGUUCACCAGAAUUAGUCUUAAUAGGUGUUGUUAAACCGGAACAAAUAGUCUCAGAUACGUCAGAUCAAACUUUUGUCAGAUAUACUACUACUUCAAAAACAGAUGAUCUAGAAAUUGUUCAUACAUAUACAUUACAUAACAAAGGACCAAGUGAUGCAAAACGUACAGAAGUUAAAUUGAUGUGGCCUAUGCUUCCAUUAACAGGAUUCAAUGAACAAAUACCAUUAUUAUAUGGAAUUGAUCUUCCAAAUAUUAUUCGAGUGUCAGAUCCAAAAGCAAAUAAAGAUCGUUGUCAUAUCUAUUCUUCAUCUACAUAUCAAAUUCCUCGUAUAGAAAAUGAUCGUAGUAAAUUUCCUUCUUUUUUUGAAAAAUUUCGUCCAACAAUGACAAAUAAUUUUAUUUUACAAGAACAAUCUUCAAAUGAUCGAUCUCAGGGAUCAUCAUUACCAAUUUAUUGUCAUGGGCCAUUAUGUAAAACAUUUAUAUGUUAUAUUGAUACAUUACCUAUUGGUCAUAGUGUUUUAAUACAAUUAAAAGCUACAUUACGAUAUAAUCAUUUUCAAUCAAAACUGGAUCGUUCGAAACCCUUUAUUAUUGUUUCAAAUGCAAGUGCACAAGUACGAGAAAUACCAUUGAAGUUUUCAAAUACAAAAUUUCAACAACAACCAAUCGUUGAAUUAAAGGUAUUAUUUUUUUUAUAG
This is a messenger RNA of Rotaria sp. Silwood2, 1263 nucleotides long. NCBI's taxonomy places the organism in Eukaryota, Metazoa, Rotifera, Eurotatoria, Philodinida, Philodinidae. The record is from the annotation of a GenBank genome assembly.